This is a messenger RNA of Neolamprologus brichardi, 3921 nucleotides long. The record is from RefSeq and is a predicted model, not a curated record. Lineage: Eukaryota; Metazoa; Chordata; Actinopteri; Cichliformes; Cichlidae.
AUGUAUCUGCAGCUCAUCGAAGUGAGCUCGGCUGGCAAGGUGGGAGGCUUUGGAAAAUCCCACCUGGCCAUUGUCCAGAAGGUGAACAACGAGGGGGAAGGAGAUCCUUUCUACGAAGUGUUGGGGUUGGUCACCCUGGAAGACGUCAUAGAGGAGAUUAUCAAAUCAGAAAUUCUGGAUGAAUCCGACCUUUACACUGAUAAUCGCACGAGGAAAAAGGUGGCACCCAACAAAAACAAGAGAGACUUCUCUGCCUUUAAACAUGAGAGUGAAUCUAAGGUGAAGAUCUCUCCUCAGCUGCUGCUGGCUGCCCAUCGUUUCCUGGCUACAGAGGUGAGCUUGUUCAGCCCAUCUCAGAUUUCAGACAAGGUGCUGCUGCGAAUCCUGCGUCACCCCGAUGUGAUCCAGGAGAUCAAGUUCAAUGAGAACGAUAAGCGGUCGUCCCAUCACUACAUCUACCAAAGGGGCAAGCCGGCCGACUACUUCCUUCUCAUCCUGCAGGGUCGAGUGGAGGUGGAGGCUGGAAAUGAGAACAUGAAGUUUGAGACUGGUUCCUUUAUCUUCUAUUUUGAUCUGUCUCUCACUGACUGUCCCUCCCUCGCCUUCAUUCCUCUGCCCCCUCUAAAAAGAAGGAUUUUGGUCUGUACAGUAAAGUUUCGUUCACCAUCCCAUAUCAGCGGCUUGAACCGAACAGCCUCGAUGAGCGGAGCCGACCGGAUGGAGUCACUUUCGGUCAGCGGCAGCAACAGUCAGCUCAACAACAGCAUCCCCAUGCAGCAGUACAUACCAGACUUCUACGUCCGAGCCCUCACUGACCUACAGUUUGCCAAGAUCACACGAGCUCAGUACCAGAACGGCCUGAUGGCAUCUCGCCUGGACAGCACGCCGCAGUCCCCCGAGAGCAGCCACAACACUAUUCGCAUGGAUCAGACGCCUCCCACCACCAUCGGUAACACCACCAUUACGGACCUGGGAGCAGACUCCACCCCUACGGAGAACGGCCCGGACGAGACGACGCUCCUCCUCCUCAACGAGCAGAACUCGCCACACACAGGCAACCACCACAGCCCGGUGGAGAACAGAAUCUGACAGCCUCCACUGGUACCAGCCCUCCAUACUCCUACAUUGGCCCACGUGCACUACUACGCCCGGUUGUAUGCCGAGGAGGGGAGGAUUGUGUGUGAGUGCGCGUGUUUGUGUGAGUGGGAAUGCAGGCACAAGCUGAUGAGGCCCAAAGAGUCAAGCCACGUGCAUACUGUGUAAAUAUGCAAAGAUUAAACACACACACACACAAUCGCGAACACACACUGAUGAGCCAAAACAUUUUGACUGUGCUUAAAGGAUGAACAGGAUAUUUCCGGCCAUAAUGUUUGGGCUCAUCGGUGUACACACACAUACCAAAGUCUCCACACCUCUGCCGAUCGAUGGAAGUUUAGCGACAGAAACGCGUAUCGCGUCAGUGUUUGCACAUGCCUCUUGAUCUGAAGGACCUGUUCGUCUGGACCAGAAAGCUCCUCCAUUUCUCGUUCAGAGGUGUUACCGAUUAUUUAAGUGCGUGUGGUGUAGUGUGUGUGAGAAAGAGUGUGCGUUGCUUCUAAAUCACUGUCCCUAAUCAGAGACUCAGGGAGACUCCGCCCUCCUCCUCAUUUCCGGAUGUACGUAAAAGCAAGUGUGGUCGAAAGCCCCCAAACCAGCCCAUCGCCGCAUGUGUAGCAACCUGCAUCCCCCUCCUCCAUACAGCUAGAGGACAAAGACGACCCGAGCAUGUCUGCGGAGUUCACACAAAGUAAUACGUGUACCAUAGAAAUUUAUAGUGAGAUAUUUAUUGGGGGGAUUUUGUGGUUAAAUGAGGAUGGGGAUGGGGUGGAUUUCUAUCUAUAGAGAUAUAUUUUCUCUUCCUUGUUUCCUGCAUAGAAACAGCUGGUAGCCCAGAGCCUUUAUCCCAGAGUUGUUAAGAGAUUUGCCGCUGAUAGACCACCAGUCUGUAUUGUGAACUAGACAAUCAACAUGAAUAUUUUGAAUGUGUUAAAUUAAUUAUGUAGGGUACGUUAACCGUGGCUGCCCUGCUCUCCAAAUGCCAUAUCUGUGUCACCUUUAAUUAUGUUCCUCCGAGGACAGACGUGGAGUUUCUAGAUGGGUUGCAGAGACGAAGGCGUUCGAGAGCAAAGAAUCCUUUCCUACUUUUUUUUUUUUGUUUUGUUUUGUUUCUAAAGACGAUGGGUAGUCUGUGUCUGUGCGUGAGUUUGCCUGUACGAGACCAAAACUGGCCAUCAUGAGACUUGUUGGGAGCAGAAACCAAAAGUGAGACGCUUGAUCACCUUCUGACUGGAAAAUACUUUAAGAGAUCUGAGAGUUUAUUUAUUGAGUUUAAUGUCUGUGUAUGCGUGUAUAUAUUCGUGUUGAUUUGAAGGGGAGAAAAUGCAAUUUUAUUUCACUGUUUUGGGAGAUUUUACAUGUUAAAGUGUUUCUUUCCAUUCAGUGAUUAUGUUCGGGUUUCCUUUUUGUUUUUAAUGUAGGAAAAGGGGGUCACUCUAACAUCGUUUUUGUAUUUGUGUCUCCAAAUGCAACAUUAGCCACAUUCUGUCAGGUUUUUUUUUUUGUUUGUGUGUUUGUUUGUUUUUUGGUUAUAUUUUACCAGUUAUAUUUUACUGUACGCUCAGACAACGUCUUAAAGGAGAAUCUGAAAAUCUUUUUCUUUCCCUGAACUCUAACAGGAGCACAGCCGUGUUUCGUGGGUAUUUCUUUCUUUUGUGAUACUCUGCUGCUUUUAAGACACCCGUUGUAGAAUUUUAUUUCCACACUAACAACUACAUGUAACAGAUGUUCACUUUUUGGUACUUUUUGUUAGGCUAUACUUAAAAGAUGGUCAUAGCCUUUAGGUUUGAAACAUGAGCCCAAUGUGGAAGUGCCUUAAUCCUGUGUUCUUUCUAAUGGCCAGCAGGGGGUGACUUCUCUGGCUGCAAAGAAAAUGUAAUUAUAUAAAAGUUUAUGAGGAAAUUAAUCUACUUUAAGACCACAGCAAAAAGGUUAAUUUUGAGUUUGCAGUCUGAAUUGCCAGUUUCACUUUUUUAUUUAGUGUAAUUUGAUGUUUGUUUAGUAAAACGAGGUCCCAAUUAGAGUGAAAUUGUGAAUGCAUUAGCUCAUGGCUGUCUUUUGAUAACCAGGUUGGCAGUCCUUGAGCUCGCAGUUCCUCCAGUUGUCAACAGUAAAAAUAAAUGCACAACUUCAUUGAAGAUGAAGAUGAUAUAAAGGUUAUGGUUGCACCGCCUUUACUUUUUCUGUCAUCUUUGAGUAGCAAAGAUUUUUUUACAAGCAACAAGUUUCCAGCUUUGCUCUAAAAGAUGUGACCAAGUCUUCUGGGAUAUGCAGGACACCAGGAGUAUGAUACGAAGCAAGCUAAAGGAAAGAUAAUCACAAGCUGGUGUUAAUUUAAAAAAUUUAUUUUUCUUUUAUUGUUGCGGUUUUUGAGAUCGGGAGCAUUAACAUAACACCCAGCAGCAAAAAUGAUUUUGAAAUUUGAAUAAAUUAGUAUUACUACAUCUACUACUACUUGUUUUCUGGACGAGGAAAAUCUGAAACCAAAAGCAUUUCCGUUAUUGUGGAAUUUCCUGUCUUGUUGAAGUGAUGCGAGUGAGUUUCAGCGGUGGUGGGAAAGGCCAGAGAGGUCAAUAAAUUUCCAAAACUUCAGCAAGUGCAGCACAUGAUUAGAAUUUUAGUGUUUUUAGAAAAUAAACAUUUUUGACGUAGUUACGUGUAGUUGACUUAAUGUUGUUUCACAAAUUAUUAUUAUUUUAUUUCUUUCACCAAAUACAAAAGUGAUCCUCUAACACAUAGGUGUCAAACUCUGGCCCGCGGGCCAAAUUUGGCCCGCAGCCUAAUUACAUUUGGCCCGCGAAGCCAUACCGAAUUACUAUUAGAGCU